AUGGCACGUCGACUCCUAUUUCUUCUCAGCGCCCUUCCUCUUGCUUCGACCGCUGCUGUUGAGCCACGAGCAUUCACCUACAAUGCUUGCAGCGGUGCUGCGGCCGUCAUCGCCAGCAUCUUUGCCAAGUCCCCUGAUGCCCUGGCAUACUGUUCGUCCAAGUAUCCUGUGCCCGCACUCACCAGCACAGUCACGGCACCGGCCUCUACCUCAACGGUAAAGAGUACCAAGACAGACAGUACGACUGUUACCACAACAACCAUAACCAUCACUGCUCAACAAGCUACUGUAACCACGACCCAGUUUACCACUUCUACUACCACCAUACGAUCCACGACGACAUUCACAUCCGUCAUGACAGUAACCGCAACAAGCACGUCAACUUUUACCACUAAUUCUCCAAACCCCCAGAAACGCACAGCGGCGCAACUAGCUUCGGAUGUACAAGCUGGAGGGAUCCCGAACAAGCCACGCGCGCAGAAGUCCGCUCUCAAGGACCUCCUAUCCUAUGCUAGCUCCAUCGUAGCUCAAGUCUGCACCUGCAUUGAGGUGCCUAAGACUGUGACCGUCAGGUCGACCCCAGCGGCAACCACCACUGGCACAACCACAACUACGACAUCGAUUACCGCCUCCGCUACUACAUAUCCUUAUUGCAACUACCAGGACGCUACUUACGGGCUGAAAGAGGUCGGUGGCUGCAGUAUCAACUGCUAUUGCGACCGCCUCACCGACGGGACAGGUGGUGUGUGUGCGGCUCGCCGUGUACGAGCAGCAGCCAAUGCGGACCUGGUUUUGCCUGCGUAUCUGGCCUGA
Molecule: messenger RNA, 813 nt
Organism: Microdochium trichocladiopsis
Lineage: Eukaryota; Fungi; Ascomycota; Sordariomycetes; Xylariales; Microdochiaceae
Exons: 3
Coding region: 1-813 (270 amino acids)
Source: RefSeq, a predicted model, not a curated record